AUUAACCAUCUUUAACCGACCACCACGCCUUUAUUGCAGCUGUGAUAUUCGGUGACCUGGACGUGGACCCGCAAGCAGUAUUCCCAAGCCUAAUGAGCAAGAUGGCAGCGUGUAUUUUCUGCAAGAUCAUCAAAGGGGACAUCCCGGCGUUCAAACUCUUCGAGUCGGAGAAAGUUCUUGCGUUUCUUGAUAUUCAGCCUCUGAGUCGAGGGCAUGCUCUCGUGAUCCCCAAACACCACGGCGUCAAAUUGACCGAUAUCCCUGACGACUCACUCGUCGAGAUCCUGUCGGUGGCUAAGAAGAUCGCAAAGGCGUCGGGCGCAGAGAACUACAAUAUCCUCCAGAACAAUGGCCGUCUAGCACACCAGGAGGUCGACCAUGUCCAUUUCCAUUUCAUCCCCAAACCUAAUCAGACAGAGGGUCUAGGAGUGGGUUGGCCUGCGGGAAAGACAGAUAUGGAUGCCCUGAAGAAACUACACGAGGAAUUAAAGGCAAAGUUCUGAAGAGCAUCGGAGAUGUGGAGAGAAAUAAGAGGGAGGGGUUAGAAGGGGGAUGUAUAUGCGCAAGACAUGCCCGGUGGUGUAUCCAGGUUCACGCAGUCACAAUCAGUUUAGUGGCGG
Messenger RNA from Exophiala mesophila, 620 nucleotides. RefSeq lists its product as uncharacterized. The record is from RefSeq and is a predicted model, not a curated record. Gene Ontology annotation, biological process: nucleotide metabolic process. The transcript is spliced from 3 exons. Gene Ontology annotation, molecular function: catalytic activity. Lineage: Eukaryota; Fungi; Ascomycota; Eurotiomycetes; Chaetothyriales; Herpotrichiellaceae. Bases 93 to 503 code for a protein of 136 amino acids.